AUGGCCAAAAUACGAAUCCUGAGCAACAAGAAAGCCGCCAAGCUUCGGAAUUUCGAUUCGCCCAAGAAACGCCGUGUCAAAAUGCCUUGGGUCGAUGUAGAGGAUUCCCCGCGAUCGAAACGAAAACAAGGCAAGCGUCCCUCGUUGAAUGGCCUUCAUAAGACACCGAAUCGAUUCUCUGCUCCCAACGGACCAAGUUCCCCGUCGAAAUCCAAUGGCUCUGUCGAUGGACCGACUAAGCCAGGAAAAUCAAGUUCUCUGCAAGAGCAGCGCCGCGCAUUACCUAUUGCACUAGGCAGAGAAAAAUUGAUCGCCAAAAUUCGCCAGAACGAUGUUAUCGUGCUACUUGGGGAAACAGGUUCUGGUAAAACCACCCAGGUGCCCCAAUAUAUCCUCGAAUCCGGGAUCGCGGGGACCCGGAUGGUCGCCGUAACGCAGCCGCGGAGGGUCGCUGCCACCUCCCUCGCCGCGCGCGUCGCCGCCGAGCAAAACGUGAAAGUCGGUGCCGCCGUCGGUUACUCCGUGCGUUUCGACGAGCGCAGCGGCCCAGACACGCGCAUCAAGUACCUCACCGACGGCAUGAUCGUCCGCGAGCUCCUCUCCGACCCCCUCCUCUCGCGCUACAGCGUCAUCAUCGUCGACGAGGCGCAUGAGCGCACCCUUCGCACGGAUCUCCUCCUUGCGUCACUCAAGGGCAUCCAGAAAUACCGCAGCCAGCCGUCGGACGCGAAGGGGAAAGGCCGUGCUUCGCUGCUGAACCCCCUCAAGAUUGUCGUCAUGAGCGCAACGCUCGACGCGGAAAAGUUCAGCAAGUUCUUCGACAAUGCUCCCAUUGAGUAUAUACAAGGAAGGCAGCAUCCUGUACAAAUAUUCCAUUCGGCGGAGAGUCAGAGCGAUUACCUGGCCGCGGCGCUGCGAGUCUUCUUCCAGGUUCAUACCGAUCAAGGGCCUGGGGAUGUUCUCAUUUUCUUACCAGGCCAAGACGACAUCGAGAGUCUCGAAAAGUCCAUUCGAUUAUACGCUAAUAAAUUACCCCACAAAUCUAUGGAGGUUGUAAUAUGUCCAAUGUACGCUGCCCAAGCGGCAGGGCAGAACUCAAAAGUAUUUAACGCGGCUCCCCCAAAUACCCGAAAAUGUAUCCUAGCCACCAACAUCGCGGAAACGUCCAUCACCAUCCCGGGCGUCAAAUACGUCAUUGAUACAGGCAAGUGCAAAGAGAAGCAAUAUCUCGCACGAGAGACCGGUGGAGGAUUUGAUACCCUUCUGACGAAAGACAUCACCAAGUCUUCAGCCAAUCAGAGAGCAGGACGUGCUGGUCGAGAGGGAAGCGGGGUAUGCUUCCGGCUGUAUACAGAAGCGGCCUACAACAACAUGGCUGUUUCUGCAGAUCCCGAGAUCAGACGAUGCAGCCUUACAUCGAGUGUUCUACAGCUGAAAUGCCUGGGUCAGGAUUUCCAAGAACUCGACUUCAUGGACAAGCCGGACUAUGAUUCGGUUGUAUCGGCGUACAAGUCACUUUGGCUAUUUGGCGCACUCAAUAACUCGAAGGAACUGACGCCGACGGGGCGCCAGAUGGCUGCCUUCCCUCUCGACCCCUGCUAUGCACGGAUCGUCCUCGCGUCCAAGGAAUACAACUGCGCGCCCGAGAUCGUCGAGAUCGUCUCCGUCCUCUCUGCCUCAUCAAAGCUGUUCGUCGACGUCAGCGAUCAGCGCGAUUCAGCCGCGGAGUUGCGACGCAAGUUCCGCCAUCCGACGGGGGACCACCUAACGAUCCUCGGCGUCGUCAAAGCGUACCAGGAGAUUGCGCUAGCAGAAAACAAGGCUGGGCGACGAGAGUGGUGUCGGAAGCACUUUUUGAACGAAAGGGCCCUGUUGGAGGCGCGCGAUAUUCGUGACCAGCUGAAACAGACUUGCGCGCGGUUUGGGAUUUCGUUCGAUGAGGGCGUGCGCGCGGACAACAACAAUGACGACGCGGUGCUCAAAGCUCUGGCGCACGGUUUAGUGCAGAAUUCCGCGCUGCUGCAGCCCGAUGGAGUGACGUAUAAGCAGACGAUGGGACAUACGACAGUGAAGAUCCACCCAAGCUCUGCGCUCUCUGAUCGAAAGCACCCGGCGAUUAUAUUCAACGAACUUGUGUACACCAACCAAGUCUACGCUCGUGGGGUCUCGUCGAUACCCAAAAGUUUCUUCCUGUCGAUACCCACGCUUAAUCAACGCCACUCAUGA
Molecule: messenger RNA, 2226 nt
Organism: Pleurotus ostreatus (oyster mushroom)
Lineage: Eukaryota; Fungi; Basidiomycota; Agaricomycetes; Agaricales; Pleurotaceae
Gene: DHR2
Product: putative ATP-dependent RNA helicase dhr2
Exons: 11
Coding region: 1-2226 (741 amino acids)
Cellular component (GO): intracellular anatomical structure; catalytic step 2 spliceosome
Molecular function (GO): RNA binding; ATP binding
Source: RefSeq, a predicted model, not a curated record